Molecule: messenger RNA, 3119 nt
Organism: Culex pipiens pallens (northern house mosquito)
Lineage: Eukaryota; Metazoa; Arthropoda; Insecta; Diptera; Culicidae
Product: homeobox protein B-H2-like
Exons: 3
Coding region: 746-1972 (408 amino acids)
Biological process (GO): regulation of DNA-templated transcription
Molecular function (GO): DNA binding; DNA-binding transcription factor activity, RNA polymerase II-specific
Source: RefSeq, a predicted model, not a curated record
CGCGGCCACAGCGUUGCGCAGCCGUCGCCGGUGUGCGAGUGUAUUGGUUUGGAAGCCGCUACUGCCGGCCCGGAGAGUAGGAGAGCGCUUCGCCGUCAGUUUGUCAGUGUCCGCCGUCUUCGAGAGCCGUGUGUUGUUGUUCGUGUUCCAAGUAGGCCGUGUCGUGGCUCUCUUUUUUCGUAGGUCAACGCUUGCUGCCGCUGCCCAGAGUUUCACACACAGGUGAAGGUGGCGUGAAGAGCGCGGCUGACUUGCCAUUAGCGGCUUGAUUGAUUGAUUGAUUUGAACGCACACACUCUCGCACCUGAGCCGCGUGUCUGGUCCGGGCGAGUUGGAGUUUCGUUCAGUUCAUUGUUGUGCGAGGGUGGUGUCAGUCGCGGUGCGGUGCGUUUCGCGGUACGUCGUCGUGUUUGACAAGUGCAGACAUCCAAGUGGUGCGUUACGGCCAAAGGAAGAAGAGAUGGAACGUACGCAGUUCCGGCGCGAAGGAUUAUUAGCAGUAGUAGGCAGUGGGUAGUUCUCCCGUUGAGUGACAUCGCACGCACGUGCGGCAAGUGUUUUGUGUAUUGAAAACGGUUCCCGAGGUCCGAGGCUGACAAGUGACAGUGACAACCCCUUCGGAAGGGUGUGUACUUAGCGGUACUAAACACGUGUGUGCAUAAAACAAACGAAAAACCCGGCUCGGCAGCAACGCUGCAUUCUGUGAUUUAGUAGCAAAAAACGUGUAGUGCAAGUGGUUUUAAUCAUGCUGUGCAGAAGUCCCCCUCCGGCGAGUCCGGCCGUGUCGGAGAUCUCCGUCGGAUCGCCGAGUCCACCUCCGGUAGACCAUCACCAUCAUCACCUCCACCACCUGUCCCUGCAUCCGGCGCAUCUUGGCGGCAGCAGCAGCAGUAGUCGAAGAUCCGCUGAAGGCGACGACUACUUCAGCCCGCUCAAGCGUCUCCGCAUGGAGCAGCCCAGUACAAGUCCCAAAUCGGACACAACGAGCCCACCCCCGCGAAUCACCCCACCAAGUCCCCCGGCACCUCCACCCGUGGCAGUUGCUCCUACCCUACCCAAGCCCGCCACCGUCGAAGGUGUCAAAUCUUUCUCGAUAGCGGACAUCCUCGGCCGGGACACCGAAAGCAGCAAUCGUGACACUGCCCUGGCGCUCCAUCACCACCACAGUACGCUCCAGGCGGCGGCCACCAAGAUCGUGCGGCCAUGGGACCACCUCCGAGGACCCAUCCCCGUGCGACCGUUCCUACCCCCGGCCCUGCUCCACUACGAGCACCGGCUAAUGCUAGACUACAACGCCCAACUGCAGGAGCACUUUCGGGCGCACGCCCAUGCCCAGGUCCAGCUUCUCCGCCACAUGAACAUGGACAUCAUCCCCUCGGAAAGUGGAUCCGAACGGUCCAGUUCGGCGGCCAGCGGCGAUUGCUGCUCGCCCGAGAUUGGACGCACCUCGGAGCACCAGUCGUCGCAGUCGUCCUCGUCCGGAUCGGGGAACAAUAACAGCGGUGGUGGAGGUGGUGGCAAGUCGGGGCAGAAGACAACGCCCAACGGGACGCCGCUGGAUGCGCUGUUCCAGAUGACCAACAAGAACUUUGACGAGGCGAACGAAGAUGGGGAGCAAUCCCAUCUGAACCUGUUCGCGAACCGGCCCCAACCAAAGAAGAAGAGGAAAUCGCGGACCGCCUUCACCAACACGCAGAUCUUCGAGCUCGAGAAGCGGUUCCUGUACCAAAAGUAUCUGUCCCCGUCGGACCGGGACGAGAUCGCGGCCGCGCUGGGCCUCUCGAACGCGCAGGUUAUAACCUGGUUCCAGAACAGGCGCGCGAAGCUCAAGCGCGACAUGGAGGAGCUCAAGAAGGACGUCGAGACGGUCAAGGUGCUGUCCGCGCACAAGACCUUCCUCGAGAACGUCAACGACAUGAACAUCCUGAAGAAGAAGAUCAUGCACGAGGACAGCCUCAGCCCGCAGAAAUAAUACUGGCCACCCGGUGGUAGUAGUUCCCAGCGGCGACCGGCGCCGGUGACCACUUCCACUUCCGCUCCUCCCUCGACCUCGACCUGCACCUCUAGCGGGCUGCAGGCCGUGAUCGGGGCGUGUCCUGCGACGCCGGCCGAGCAGCAGGCCGCCACCAAAACGCUGAUCAAUCUCACCACCUACGGCAGACUGCUGCAAACGAUUGCCUCCGACAAGACUUGAACCUAUCUAGAGAAAACCCGCCGCCGUAGAAUGUCGCCGUUUUCGCCAAACUCAGUGUAGCAUAUAGAGAGCGCAGGCGACGUUCCAAUUCCUAACUAUCACUAGAGAAACCGAACCUGUGUGACCCGCAGAACAGGAGAGAGAGAGAGAGAAACGUACAGUGUUUAUAUAGUUGCUAAAGAAUCUCUAUUUUUGUUUUAAUGUUAGAGUUUUCCUAGUUUUUUUUAUUCGCUUACCCGUGGUAGAUAAUUUAUUCGACUUAGUGAGGACGCCCUCAAGUCUCAAAGCUCUUUCCUAGGUCGUAAGCUAGUGUAAGUCAAAGUUGUGCGUAAGAGUGUGUGAUUUUCACAAAUUUCCUGUAAAGAAUGAAACCGAAUUGCAAUCAAACCGCACUCUUUUUGAACGUGUGCGGCACGACGGCUACUACUACUUGUAAAUAUACAUGUAAUUCCGUUAAUCGCAACCAGAACCAGUGUAAAGUUUGUUCCUGACUCCCUGUCUCUCUCAUCGGUAGCGUUUCGUGAACCGAAAGUAAACACUCGCGUAAAUAAAAGUUUGGUAAGCCGCUUACCAGGAGGACAGUUAUUUAAUUAAAGUGGUGAACAAAAAAACGAAACGAGUGGCAAUAUUCGAUUUAAUUUAACUGUGCUGAGAAAGAGAAAGCAUAAGUCCCUCAUUUUGACAGUUGACAGUUUUGACAGCUUAAGAGUUGACAGAUUUCACACUUCUUACACUACACUGCACUUUUUGUACUUACCUGAAUUGCGUUCAACUCUAUCACUACUUUCCUAUGUGAUACCUCAAAUCCUACGUCCGUGUUAGGGAACCCUUCAAACACCGAAUCAAUUUGCCUCAUUCCGCUCUCUCUUUCUCCGCAACGUCAUCGCACUUUUGAGAAAUCGCACUCUUUAAAGCACUUACUCGC